Chondrus crispus (carragheen) is the source of this 391-nucleotide messenger RNA. RefSeq lists its product as hypothetical. The transcript is spliced from 2 exons. Lineage: Eukaryota; Rhodophyta; Florideophyceae; Gigartinales; Gigartinaceae. Bases 1 to 144 code for a protein of 47 amino acids. The record is from RefSeq and is a predicted model, not a curated record.
AUGUCCAAACUUGACCCUGCCAGAAGGGUAUACAAGUUUACAACAGCAAUGCAAGCCGAUCAUGAAGUUUGGUCUCCUGUUCAAUUAACUGUAGAAGAGAGUGCAAUUAUUGCAUGGCAGAAGCAUUGUGAGUCUGCUUUCUGACUUGCUCUUGCCUGUCAGAUUGAGAAGUCGAAUGCACUCCCCUUCAAGGUCGGUCUUCAAGGUCGGUCUUGCCGUAAUAAUGUAGCAUAGAUUCACAUCCCCUGUCCCUUGUCCUUGCAUGAACCUUUAGAACUUAAGCUGUAUCACCUACUGUAAUGAUUCUAGGCCCAGAGGCGCUUACCGUUAGCUUUUAGCCGAGCGAUUAAAUCGCCCGAAAGGAUAGCCACUGUUAUCCGUGGAGGUACAA